Penicillium paradoxum is the source of this 1032-nucleotide messenger RNA. RefSeq names its product DUF1295 domain protein. Bases 1 to 1032 code for a protein of 343 amino acids. Lineage: Eukaryota; Fungi; Ascomycota; Eurotiomycetes; Eurotiales; Aspergillaceae. The transcript has 2 exons. The record is from RefSeq and is a predicted model, not a curated record. Gene Ontology annotation, cellular component: membrane.
AUGGCAUUUCUCAUUCCUCCAUCAACCCUGGAAAGUCAGUCUACUAGCUCUCUUCACUCCCCACCCCUCCAAAACAAAAUGACACCCAGUGACGUAGGAAUCUUCAAAUCAACCCUUUUGCCCUCAUUCGGACUCUAUUCGACGCUCUCACUGGCAACAUACGUUGCAGCCGAAGCAACCGACCGAGUCGAACUGAAAGACUGGCUUUGGCCAUCCGCACAAGUUCUCAAUGCCUGGUGGAGCGCCAUCGGCCAACCAAUGUGCAAAGACAACAUCUCACUCGGAACCGCCUGGGAUGCUCUCCCAUGGACAGAACGAGUCCUUCUCAGCUGCGUAACUAUAUGGGGUACACGACUGUUCGCGCGGAUCGCAGCGCGGUCUCUAUCCCGCGGCCAAGACGAUUCGCGAUACGACGCAGUGAAAAAGGAGCCUGGUUUUUGGACAACUGCAGCUUUGAAGAUCUUUUUGCCUGAAGCUCUUAUUUUGAGUGUUAUCUCUUUGCCGUUUACGGUUCCAUUUACUGUGGGUGGAACUGCUCUCCGGAUGGAUGAUGAAGCGGUGGAUCUGGUGCGGGCGCUUGGCGUUGCAGUUUUUGGGGCCGGCUUUGCGAUGGAGGUCAUGGCUGAUACGCAGCUUGGAUUGCAUCGGCAGGAACGGACGGAUUUGUGUAGGCAUGGGAUUUGGGGAUUGGUGCGCCAUCCGAAUUAUCUCGGAGACACCCUUGUCCACUGCUCCUUUGCUUUGCUCAACAUCGCUGGCUUAUUUAAUCCCGCUGUGCUACUGGGUCCUCUGGCGAACUAUCUAUUCCUGCGGGUUGUAGGGGGCGACAAGCAGACUGAAGCUAGCCAAGAAGAGCGCUACAAGUCCGAGGACCCACAUAAGUAUGCGCAACUGCGACAAUGGCAGAAAGAAAAGAACAGUUUCUGGCCUCAGCUACGAGACUUGUUAAAUCCAUGGGUAAUGGCGGUUGCCGGGUGUGGGUUUAUUGCUGUGGCGAUUGAGGAAGGAUUUCGAGGUGCUUAUGAUAUGUAG